Molecule: messenger RNA, 150 nt
Organism: Anisakis simplex (herring worm)
Lineage: Eukaryota; Metazoa; Nematoda; Chromadorea; Rhabditida; Anisakidae
Source: the annotation of a GenBank genome assembly
AUGGCGUUGCAACGUGUGACGCCAGAGUUAUUGGACUGGCAGAAGAUGUGUGAAGAUGAGUUUGUGGAAACGCAAAAAGAGCGGAUAAAAGUGCUGAUGGAUUAUCUCCGCAUGGAGCAAGGUGUUAUUAUGAAAGCAACGAAUCGUUAG